UUCCUUCACUCCCGCGUCCUGUGCUUAUUUAUCCCUCUUGACAUUGUGCUCGGCUUCCGUCUUCAGACACAGUCUUGUCUAGGCGCGAGUGAGACACAAGAAAAGUUCAACCUGAGGCAGCGUUCAAACACGAAACUGUGUCGUAUAAGCGCUGUUGACUGCAUUGCUUAGUCCUCGAUUACUGUACAACUCACUCAGGUUCACGAAGAGCUCAGCUUUUGGAGAGGAUCAGUGGGGUUUGGCUUGAAUUUUGUCUCUGUGGAGGGUUGAAGUGAGAAAAAACCGUCUAGUUCUUGUCAUUCCAGGGAUGGGAGGAAUAUUUAGCAAGAACCAAUUCACGGAUGAUAUGGGCUGCUAUGAGGUGGCGUGUGCACUCGAUCCGGACUUACAGUCCUUUGCUGUCACCCUCCAAGAGCGCACAAACUGUGUCAUCAGCUCGUUUGCGGCAGAGGUUAAUGAGCCUGGGUCCAUUUCUUUUGAUGCAAUCAGAGAGAUCAUCGAAUGUCUGCUUGAAAUGCACCGGGACGUGGCCAAUUUCAAUCUGAAGUGCAAGGAAGAUAUAUGGAGAAAUCAAGAAUUGUUCUCAUUUGUGGAGGAUUAUUUUGCCAAUAGUCUCAAGACAUUGGAAUUCUGUAUAGCCCUAGAGAACUGCCUGAAGCGCACGCGUGAUAAACAGUUGAUAAUUAAACUUGCUGUCGAGCAUUUUGAGGAAGAAGUAAAAGAUGGGGUCGAUGGGGUAAAGCAUGUGAAGACAUUGGAAGAAUUGAGGAAAUAUAAGGCUGCUGGAGACCCUUUUACUGAGGAGUUUUUUGUACUGCUUAAAUCGGUUUAUGAACAGCAUGUAUUGAUGUGGGAAAAAUUGAAGGUUAGGAAGAGAGAGCUAGAUAAGAAAUUGAAAUCUAUAAAGACGUGCAGCAGAGUGUUGAAUGUCAUUUUCGCUGCUGCUUCCAUUUCUGGGUUGGUUCUCUCGUUGGUGGCAGCCACCAUUGCAGCUCCACACCUUGUUUUAGCUUUGGCUGGUGCAUUGACUGCAUUAGGUUCUGCGGGUGUGGGAAAAUGGUUUAGCUCACUUUUGACUCGAUAUGAGGAUGAUCUGAAAAGUCAAAGGGAGGUAAUCCGCGCAAUGCAGGUCGGCACUCGAAUUACAAUAACGGAUUUGCGUAACAUCGAGGCACUUGCCAACAAAUUGGAAAUUGAAAUUAAGUCAAUUCUGGACAUUGCUGAUUUUGCUCUUCGUGAAGAGGAUGCAGUGAAGCUUGCCAUAGAUGAGAUCAAGAAGAAGCUGGAUGUGUUUAUGAAAACUAUUCAUCAGUUAAGUGAGGCGGCUGAUAGGUGUGGCCGGGAUAUAAGGGACGCGAGGACGAUAGUUUUGAGAACCAUGUUCAGCCGUGAAAAUAUCUGAAAACCCUUUGUUAUGUUGUUCUGAAAACUCUUGUCAUGUUGGUGUUUAUGUGAAUCAACACCUUGAGUUAAUUACGUUUUUACAACAGCACAUGAGUCGGAUUUUUAUAUUAGCAUUGUAAUUGGAAUGGAUGACAGAAUGAAAUGGAGAUUUUAAGGAUUAUUUCCUUUAUUAGAGAUGAGACUUCUCUAGGCUUUGGUGAGACUCCAUUGCCGUCUUCUUUCUGUUGUAUUUUUCCCUUAAUUGUAAAUUGCUGUCCCAUUAGGCUUGUUCUGCGUCAGAGAGGGAGAAAUGUUGUAAUAAUUAGCAGAUGUACUAAACUACAUUUCUCUGUUU
Messenger RNA from Corylus avellana, 1738 nucleotides. RefSeq names its product UPF0496 protein 1-like. NCBI's taxonomy places the organism in Eukaryota, Viridiplantae, Streptophyta, Magnoliopsida, Fagales, Betulaceae. The record is from RefSeq and is a predicted model, not a curated record.